Verruconis gallopava is the source of this 2083-nucleotide messenger RNA. RefSeq lists its product as uncharacterized. Bases 510 to 1835 code for a protein of 441 amino acids. The transcript has 3 exons. Gene Ontology annotation, cellular component: fungal-type vacuole. Lineage: Eukaryota; Fungi; Ascomycota; Dothideomycetes; Venturiales; Sympoventuriaceae. The record is from RefSeq and is a predicted model, not a curated record. Gene Ontology annotation, molecular function: aspartic-type endopeptidase activity. Gene Ontology annotation, biological process: proteolysis.
AAUUUACGCUGGCCAUCGUGGUUGUGCAGCGGCUGGCUGGCCCUCAUGCGUCGGGCGACUUAUACAUGCCCCUUCGGCUGUAGCCCGUCCAUGAUUGCUUCGCUUUGCUUGAUCAAUUAGUACUGAGUUUGAAGAAAAACAUCACAUUCUUUUUAUUCACGUUCACUUCUCUUUUCUCUUCGCGCUGGGCCGGGUUUGCUUCUUUGGACCGUUUGCAGGUUUCUGAUGACGAUCUGAGAGGCAGAACUCUUUUGGAGCAAACCGUCCAAGGCCUUCUUCAGUUUUCGUUUGCUCACCGCUGGAGAUUCCUUCUUAGCCGCUCGUUCGUCACACUUGAGAGUCGACGCCGCAAAGAUCAGGAAGGAUUCUGCCGUGCUGGAACUCUGACUGCAGCCGAAGAAGGCAAUAUUAGAACCGACCGCUGGAAGGGACUUUUCAUUCGUUUUCAUCGCUUCUACCUUCGUUUCUACCUAACGGUCAUUCUGUCGUUCGAUUACGCGUAGCAAACUAUGGCAGCCUUCGUUCUUUCGCUACUACUCCUCCCGUUAGCCACCAAUGGCUUAAGGAUCCCUUGGGCGCAAAAGGGUGGCAAGAAGUAUGCUUUGGAAAAAGCGGAGUGUAAUGCUUUUCAAGGACCAUCACCCGACGUUGUUGUGGACAACUACCUGCCAAUCUCUAGGGCACCGAACAUGACGUCCCGGAGCUCGAUCUUCUUCGACAAUGUCCGAAGAGCAAACAAUCCCAGCUUGUAUGCUCGCGAUGGUAACCUUCUGCCUCGUCAGACUGGCGAGCUCAGUACUGCGCUCGGAGGCUCCGAGUACCUGGUUGGUAUCACGUUUGGUGGGCAGGCUGUCCAGGCUAUUCUCGACACCGGUUCAUCUGACACCUGGCUUGUUCAAUCGGGCUUCACUUGCAUUGACGCUUCAGGCAAUCAAGUCGCCCAGUCGACAUGCAACUUUGGCCCACUCUACAACGGAGGCUUCAGCCAGCAAAUUCAAAAUCAAAACUUUCAAAUCACCUACGGUGAUGGCGAAGUUGCCACUGGUAGUAUGGGCUAUCAGUCUGUGACCAUUGCGGGCAUCACAGUCCCAUCCCAAGAGGUUGCUCUUGUAAACCGAGCAUACUGGAACGGCGACGGUGUCUCCACUGGGCUCGUCGGUCUUGCCUUUGCUCAAAUUACUUCGGCUUACCAGGGAACGGAUCCAUCCAAAAACAGCCCAAGCACAAGAAUCACCUACGAUCCACUAUUCACCACCAUGUGGAAGCAGGGUCUGUCGGCUCCAACAUUCUCCCUCGCCUUGCAGCGCAACCAAGGUGGUUACAUUGCGUUCGGUGGUCUUCCGCCCGUAACCACUACUGGUAGCUACGCUACUACGCCGCUCCAGAACUUCAACGGAAAGGCAGGUUCUGCUUUCACAGGCCAAUCGUUUUACACGAUCACUCCCGAUGCUCUUGUCUUCUCGGGUGCCGCUUCGAAACAGUCAAACCAAUACAUCAUUGACUCUGGCACCACACUUAAUUAUCUGCCAUCCAGCACGGCCAUGGCAGUCAAUUCGCUGUUCUCUCCAAAGGCGACCUUGUCGAAUGGUAUUUACACCGUCUCCUGCAACGCGAAGCCGCCAGUGUUCGGUGUCAAAAUCGGCGGUCAAACUUUCGUCAUCAAUCCGGUGGAUAUGAUCUUGCAAGACCAAACCAGCGGGCAAUGUGUAAGCGCAAUUCAGGACGGCGGAGCAGCUCCUGGUCCCUUCAUUUUGGGCGACGCAUUUCUGAACAACGUCGUUGCUGUGUUUGAUGUUGGCGCAGCGCAGAUGAGAUUUGCAAAACAUAUCUAUUAAAUCGAGAUAAUGAUCCCGACGAGUUGGGACGAUUGAUAGGUUUGAGGAAGCUCCAGUCCUCGAAGUGACGAUGCGCAUGGUGAUAUAUUCGUAAACAGCAUGUGCAGUUAUGCUUUGCGUAUAAUGAGUAGAUUACGGUCCACCAGAAACCGAAGUCAUUAUACUACUUGUCUUGAUGGUAAAAAAACUUAUCAAAUGAGGACCAGAUCACUGCGAUUACUGGUAAUUGAACUAUAGAUCUCACGAAC